AUGCCCUUUUCAAACUUCCGCGUACCAUCUUCCGCCUCAACCGUCAAUGUUAGGGUCAUCGACUCAACAUCGAAGAUUGGGGUGAGCAUGGCGGGCAUGGUAUCGCACACCAUCAAAGGUCAUUCUUGGCUUUCGUGUCCCGCCUACGUUUUUCUCGUUGAGCACCCACCCACCGGCCGCAAAGUCUUGUUCGAUCUUGGGGUGCGCAAAGACUUUGAAAAUCUCGCACCCCCAAUCCAGCACUGGAUGAAAGAAAGUAGGACGACAUGCAGCGUCGAGAAGGACGUGAGAGAGAUCCUCGAAGAGGGUGGUGUUGAAGCAGGCGAGAUCGAAAGUAUCAUCUGGAGUCACUGGCAUUGGGAUCAUAUUGGCGACCCGAGCAGAUUUCCCCAGAGCACGUCGCUGAUAGUCGGCCCUGGCUUCAAGAAUAUUCUGACGCCGGGAUACCCUACGAACCCGGAAUCCCCAGUCCUUGAGUCUGAUUUCGCGGGCCGGGAACUCCGGGAAUUGAACUUCGCCGAAUCAACCAUCAAAGUUGGCUCGUUCCCUGCCAUCGACUACUUCGGGGACGGAAGCUUCUACAUCUUGGAUGCGCCAGGUCAUACCGUUGGUCAUGUGAACGCUCUUGCGCGGGUGACAAGUGGCUCGGAUAGCUUCAUUCUCAUGGGCGCAGACACCUGUCACCAUAGCGCCGAGAUGAGGCCAUCCAUUUAUAACCCGUUGCCCGACUCGCUAUUACCACACCCAUUUCACCUAAGAAGUGGGAUUCCUUGCCCUGGCGCACUAUUCAAGCCAAUCCUCCGAGAUGAAGACACAACCAAACCAUUCUAUGGCGUUCAUCGACCUGGUAUGAUAUUCGGCGACCCGGAUGCCGCUGAACAGACCGUAGACCGGAUCAUCGACGCUGACGGAUGUGGAAAUACUCUUGUUAUAAUUGCGCACGACAACCAGUUGAAGGACGUUGUGCAGACUUUCCCGAAAUAUGCAAAUGACUUCUUGAAGAAAGGCUGGAUCGAACAAGGCAGAUGGUUGUUCUUGAAGGACUUCAAGGAGGCAGUUGAUGGAGCUCAUAGUGAGAAGUUAUAG
Molecule: messenger RNA, 1086 nt
Organism: Colletotrichum godetiae
Lineage: Eukaryota; Fungi; Ascomycota; Sordariomycetes; Glomerellales; Glomerellaceae
Product: beta-lactamase-like protein
Exons: 1
Coding region: 1-1086 (361 amino acids)
Source: RefSeq, a predicted model, not a curated record